AUGGAUGAAUAUAGUAGUAUAUAUUCACAACCAAAGACUCCUCGGUUGAAACAAGAAGGAUUUCCCGACUCCAUUGGCGAUCAACACGAAAAGGCAUUGAUUGAUGAAAAUGGUGAGGAAGAUAAAAAAAUGGCAUCCACUGAAGGGACCACUGGUGAUUCUCGCAGUACACCUUUGACUGUAUCUAUUCCGACGUUUGAAAAUGUCCAAGCAUUACCUACACCGAUGACCUACACUCCGUUAUCCCCAGGCAAUCUGUCAAUGUCACCUAUAGAUCAAUCCUCGUUGAAUAUACCCAAAAGACGAAGUCAUGCACGAUUACUGGAUGAUAUGCUUUCUGUUACACAACCAAACCAAAGAGUUGUUUCUGAACUUAUUGCACCAGCUAAUUUAUCCCCCCAAAGGGUUGUUUCCUUACCAACAGUGACUGAAGAGGCUUUAGUAAAUGAUUCUGUUGAUAGUGAUAACUACACGAAAGAACCUUAUUUUCCCGAAAGUAGUAGUUCUACCGAAAAGUGUGACGAUGAUAUAUUUCAGGGAUUUCUUUUAGAUCACUGGGAUCGCCCGUUAUUAUGGAAAAAGGUCAGGCCCAUUGGUUCAGGAAAUUUUAGUACCGUACUUUUAUAUGAACUCAUGGACCAAAGCAAUCCUAAACUGAAACAAGUGGCCGUUAAACGACUCAAAUAUCCCGAGGAAUUAUCAAAUGUUGAACAAAUCAAUACAUCGUUACGAUAUAAGGAAACUUUAUCCCGUUUGGAAAAUUCUCUGACUAGGGAAUUGCAGGUGCUAAAAUCACUAAAUCACCCAUGUAUAGUUAAACUACUUGGGAUAAACAAUCCAAUUUUUGUUACUAGCAAAAAACCUUUAUGCGAUUUGAUUAUAAAAACUCCAAGAGCUCUGCCGCCUUGUGAUAUGAUUAUGUCUUAUUGUCCUGCAGGAGACUUAUUAGCUGCCGUCAUGGCCCGUAACGGAAGACUAGAAGCGUGGCUGAUUCAAAGGAUUUUUACGGAAGUAGUACUGGCAGUAAAAUAUUUGCACGAAAACAGUAUUAUUCAUCGGGACCUAAAAUUAGAGAAUAUACUACUGAAAUAUAGUUUUGAUGAUAUCAACAGUUUUAGGGACUCACCCAUUUACUGCAAGCAAAAUUUCAUUGAGCUAGCAGAUUUUGGUCUCUGCAAAAAAAUUGAGAACAAUGAGAUGUGUACAGCAAGAUGUGGAUCAGAGGAUUAUGUCUCACCAGAAAUCCUGAUGGGAGUUCCCUACGAUGGCCAUUUAAGCGACACGUGGGCCUUAGGUGUCAUACUAUACAGCUUGUUUGAGGACAGAUUACCAUUUGACCCUCCUCCAAACGCUUCAGCAAGACAGCGUAGCAGAGCUACGUCACAUCGUAUUGCCAGGUUUGAUUGGAGAUGGUACCGGUUAAGCGAUUAUAAAACUAAUGUGGGAAAACAGAUUGUGGAAAAUACGCUAACGAGGAAGAACCAACGUUGGUCGAUUAAUGAAAUUUACGAAUCCCCCUUCGUUAAAACGAUCGCUGAUACUCUAAGUUUUUCUUGA
This is a messenger RNA of Saccharomyces cerevisiae S288C, 1557 nucleotides long. It is a transcript of the gene PRR1, whose product is annotated as serine/threonine protein kinase PRR1. Gene Ontology annotation, molecular function: protein serine kinase activity; protein serine/threonine kinase activity; ATP binding. Gene Ontology annotation, cellular component: cytoplasm. The record is from RefSeq and is marked reviewed. NCBI's taxonomy places the organism in Eukaryota, Fungi, Ascomycota, Saccharomycetes, Saccharomycetales, Saccharomycetaceae. The transcript has a single exon. Bases 1 to 1557 code for a protein of 518 amino acids.